AUGGAAUCAAGAGGCCUCAAGAAGCCCCUCCGGUAUAAGAGACACAAAAUCAAGACACAUGAGAAGCUCAUCAAGAAGUUUCCUUACAGGUUAUCGUGGUUGACGGAGCCCAGCCCAGAUUCCCCACAGUCUUGGAAGGCUAAGAGCAAAGGGUUGCUGAAGGACCAGCUGCCCUUACAGAAGAAACUGGUGCCAACGCGGUCCAUUCCCCUCCCAGGGGUCGGAGCUCCGGACUUUACAUCGCCGCCAUUCAGUUGCUGCUCACAGCCUCCUCCGCAUCCUCCACUGUGUAACCUCUGGGAACUUAAAUUACUGCACGUCCGUUUCCCUAGACAAGACCUUAGCAAGCUGCCUCCUCUGAAGGCCAGUGCUGACCAGCCCUACACCAGUGGUGCUUCAGGGCCAUCUGAGAGCUUUUACUAG
Messenger RNA from Chionomys nivalis (European snow vole), 423 nucleotides. It is a transcript of the gene C1H3orf22, whose product is annotated as chromosome 1 C3orf22 homolog. The transcript is spliced from 3 exons. The record is from RefSeq and is a predicted model, not a curated record. Lineage: Eukaryota; Metazoa; Chordata; Mammalia; Rodentia; Cricetidae. The coding region runs from base 1 to 423 and encodes 140 amino acids.